Molecule: messenger RNA, 7583 nt
Organism: Bemisia tabaci
Lineage: Eukaryota; Metazoa; Arthropoda; Insecta; Hemiptera; Aleyrodidae
Source: RefSeq, a predicted model, not a curated record
UCUCAACGGGGAACCUGCGUCGCGCCGAGUUUCAUUUCCCGUCUUUCUCUGUUUAUUUACACGGUUUUCCGACCUUUUUCUGUUUUGAUACGAACCGGUCAUCGGCCAAUAUUUUUUUACGGAUUUUCCAUUUUUCGUACCUCAUCCAGCCGGUUGAAGUUGUUCCGGUGGCACGCGAUUCAUGAAUUGUUUACAUCUGGAUGUUCGAAAAUCGCCCGUUCGGUUUUGUAGUUCCUCUUAUCUGUGACGCCCAUCGACAAGUGUGAUUUGAUAAUCAAAGUUUUGCCGCGAUUUUUCGUGUGAUUGCAUCCAGCGAUGAGGAAAUCCCGGUCUGGAAUUUUGGAUUACUUCUGAUGAACGUCCUGGAAUGGCAGCAUGUCUUCGAUUUAACAUCGGUGGAGUGGCAUUGUUUUUUCGUUUGAAACCGCAUUAAGCAAGUGUAUCUCAAAUCGCGGAAAGUUUUAAAGUAUUCGGAUGUUUUGUUGAUCUUCGUUAAUUCUCCUCGAUGAAAGAUUUUUCCAGUGUGAUCGAGUUUAGUUUUCCGUUCAGUUGAAUCCUGCCUCCUCGACCAAUUCACCUUCGAUCAAUCCAGUUCUAUUUAUUUUUCCUCCUGAUUAUUUUUUCCGUAUUUGAGCCCAGUUCUUACGGAAACAGUGAAAAUCUUGCGUUUCAUACUUUAACGUGAUUACCUCUGGAAUUAUUUAUUGUGUAGUGUUAGUGCCAAGUUUUUCCAUUUGGAAUCGCUUCGGAAUUUUGGAUAGUCCCUCAUUCGCCCCUUCAUUUAAAGAGAAGGGAAAACUAUCGGUUAUGGUGUUGAGAAUCAGAUAGUAGUAAGGGCUUGCGGGCCUCCAACGAUCAUGGGAGCUCCCCCUCUGCUCUACAUUGCUGCCGCUGUAAUCAUUUACAGAGCUGCCGCCGAACAAGUUGUUAUACUGGACACUUCCAAUGAACCGAAAUUGGGUUGGACCCGCUAUCCGUUCGACGCUCAAGCGACAACACCAGGGUGGUUGGAGGAGUCGUUCACGCGGUUCGAGCAGGGGAUCAACUGGCGGGCGUACACGGUGUGCGACGUGGCGCACAACAACGUCAACAACUGGUUGUGGACGCCGUUCGUGGAGCGCGGGAACGCGAAUCGCAUCUACAUCGAGAUCAAAUUCACCAUCCGGGAGUGCGAUCUCUUCCCCGGCAACGCGUUGUCCUGCAAGGAGACCUUCUCGCUCCUCUACUACGAGUUCGAUGUCGCCAACAAGGACCCGCCACCCUGGGAGCCCGAUAGCUACAAACUAAUCGGUCGGAUUGCUGCUGGGGAAGGUCGCUUCAAAAUUAACACAGACGUGACCAUCAACACCGAAGUCAAGUCGAUCCCAGUUACCAAGAAAGGUGUAUUUUUCGCCUUCAGGGACCAAGGGGCUUGCAUCUCCCUACUAGCAAUCAAGAUCUACUAUAUCAUGUGUCCGGAGGUGACGAUCAACUUCGCGCAUUUCAACGCGACGCCGACGGGGCGAGAAGUGACGCUGAUCGAGCAAUCCACCGGUCGCUGCGUGGACAACGCCGAAGUGGUGGAUGGGAGCCCGACCUACCUGUGCAAAGGCGACGGGAAGUGGUACCUCCCCACCGGUGGCUGUAAGUGCAAGCCUGGCUUCGAACCCGACCACGCCAAACAGACCUGCAACGUAUGUCCAACGGGGAAAUUCAAGCACGCCACAGGGGACAAUCGCUGCCAGCCCUGUCCAGCCAACAGCAAAGCACCAGAUUAUGGCUUCGCCGAGUGCAAGUGUAAUUCUGGUUAUUAUCGUGCCGCCAAAGACCCCAAAAGCAUGGCCUGCACCCAGCCACCAUCAGCGCCGCAAAAUUUGACCAUCAAUUUUGUGGAUCAAUCGACCGUCAUUCUAUCCUGGUCACCGCCCAGUUUUCAGGGCGGCCGUUCUGACACCGAAUACAGUAUCGUAUGCGACGCUUGCGGACCAUCCGUCACGUACCUACCUCACUCCGCGCCGUUCAACGACACGAAGGUGACGAUCUCGGGGCUCUCGCCGGUGACGACGUACCUGUUCCAAGUGCAGGCGUCCAACGGGGUCUCGAGCCUGAGCGGGGACAAGCACGAGUCGGUGGACAUCACGGUCACGACCGAGGCGAGUGUCACUUCGGCCUCGGUCAACUCCGUCCGGGUCAUCUCCGUCAAGUCCAACGAGAUCACCCUCAAGUGGGACCCGCCCUUCAUCACCGACGACGAGGGAGAGGGCGCCGACGCUGUCGAAAAAUACGAGGUUCGUUGCUUCACCAGAAAUAACGACUCUAACGGAACAAUUGAAGUUACCAAAAGUCAAGAAAUGACAUUCACAGGGCUCAAGCCUCGAACCGAGUAUGGGUUCCAAGUGAGAGCGAAAACAACAAAUGGUUGGGGAGAAUUCAGUCCAGUCAUCUUCAAAACUACCCCAGGCCAGAUCAUCAGUCCAGCAUACAUUGGAGAUGAAGAUAGUAUGCAAGUGAGAGUCAUCGCUGGUGUCACUGUAGUAGUCGUGGUGCUCAUCGUCAUUGUCAUCAUUAUAACAGUCGUAUUUUUACGCAGCUACGAAAAUGAAUUUUUGUUUAGCAGAGGCAGCGACGAAUGCAAUAAAAAACAGCCAAGUGACUGUGAUACUUUAGAAUACCGCAACGGUGAAGGAUUAGUAGUCACUUACAUGCAUUUGGACAAUCCGCCUAUAGUUACCACUCAUAAAAAUGGCAUGACUACGCCUUUAUUUAAUCAAGUAGGAACAAAUAACUCGAGGAUGUAUGUAGAUCCUCACACCUAUGAAGAUCCUAAUCAAGCUGUGAGACAGUUUGCAAGAGAGAUUGAUGCAUCUUUCAUCACAAUUGAAGCCAUAAUUGGUGGUGGAGAAUUUGGUGAUGUUUGCCGAGGAAAAUUAAAGUUACCGACCGACGGCCGGCCGGAAAUAGAUGUAGCUAUUAAAACAUUGAAACCUGGAAGCUCAGAUAAGGCCAGGAAUGACUUUCUAACAGAAGCAUCCAUAAUGGGCCAAUUUGAACAUCCAAAUGUGAUAUUCUUGCAAGGUGUCGUGACAACGUCAAACCCUGUAAUGAUCAUCACAGAAUAUAUGGAGAAUGGCUCCCUCGAUACGUUCCUUCGAGCAAACGAUGGGAAGUUCCAGCUUGUACAGUUGGCUGGAAUGCUACGAGGGAUUGCCUCUGGCAUGCAGUACUUGAGCGAAAUGAGUUAUGUUCAUCGAGAUUUAGCUGCGCGCAAUGUUUUAGUCAAUGCACAACUGAUUUGUAAAAUCGCUGAUUUUGGACUUAGUCGAGAAAUAGAAAGUACCACUGAAGGUGCUUACACAACUAGGGGAGGUAAAAUUCCAGUGCGGUGGACAGCCCCAGAAGCAAUUGCUUUUCGUAAAUUCACAAGUGCUUCCGAUGUCUGGUCAUUUGGCAUUGUUUGUUGGGAAGUAAUGUCCUACGGAGAGAGACCUUAUUGGAAUUGGAGUAAUCAAGAUGUAAUCAAAUCAAUUGAAAAAGGUUAUAGACUACCCGCUCCUAUGGAUUGUCCAGAAGCAAUAUAUCAAUUAAUGCUAGACAGUUGGCAGAAAGAAAGAACGCAUCGACCUACCUUCUCCUCAAUUGUCAAAACCUUAGAUAAGUUGAUUAGAUGUCCUGACACCCUUAGAAAAAUAGCCCAAAAUAGGACGGCCAAUCCCUUAGCUUCUGAUGCACCAGACAUGACCCAGUUUUCAUCAGUCAGUGACUGGCUUAGCUCUAUAAAAAUGGCGCGGUAUCUGGAAAAUUUUGAGCGAGCAGGAAUAACUAGCAUGGAGGCUGUUGUGCGAUUGACCGUUCAAGAACUCACGCUCCUUGGCAUCACUCUAGUCGGUCACCAGAAGAAGAUAAUGAACAGUGUGCAAGCAAUGCGUGCUCAGAUUUCUGCUAACUUGUCAGAAGGCUUCCUUGUUUAGGUCUCGCUUCACUUGAAUUUUCAUCUGUGAUUAAAUUUUUUAACAGUCUCUCGACUCCUAUGUUUUUCUCCUAAUUUUAUUCCUGUAAAUGACUAGAUUGUAAUUAAAUUUUAUUUAUUGAAUUUUUUUUAUCAACCUAACAUAAAUAAUUGCUGUAAAUAUGUCCAUAAUUUAUUCUUGUCUGUGUUAAAAACUUAAUCAGCGUAAACAUAUUAUUAUUUUUUUUUACACAACCAUCCUCAAUAAAUUUUAGUUAUGAUUUUGAGCCGUAUGGAUAAAAGAUAAAAAUGAAGGGAGAAUUUGAUAGAAAGCCAGGUUUUAUCGGUUUGCAGAGAUUGUGUGAUUCCUGCUUUGUUGGAUGGUACCAAUGGGCGUUGAUCUUGAAGUCUCAUUGAUUUUUUUAAACUCAAUUUUUAUCAUAGAGCUCAGGAAAGCUUCCUUAAAGAAAAGUAACAAAGAUAAAAAGUAUCACUCUCAAAGGGAUGAAUUCAUCCUAUUUUUUCAAGUAUAACUUUCAAAGCAUCAUUCUCUUCUCAUGAUCAUAGCUAGGGGGUCCUGGGGGGAGAGAGGGAGCCUUUUCCCCAGAAAAUCUAUAACUGUGCCUAUGUAGUCGCUCAAUACCAGUACAUCCCUGUGAGGGUAAUAGCAACUCUUGCAUCUUCCCACUCCUGGUUUGGCUUUAAAACCUUCGUAAAAAUUCUAAUUUUUGUCAUCUAUUUUUUUAAAUAUGGUAAAAUACCGAAUCAUUGAAAUUCGAUUUUGCCACCGAACCUAAAUGUGCAUUGAAGUGGAAAAGAGGCAAAAUCAAUAAUGUUUACUUAUUGCAUGAUUAAAUAGACAGUUGCAGAACUUUCAUACUAAGGCUUCACCAAACCUGUGAAAUUGUAUAAAAUUAUGUCUGCAAGUUAAUCAUUGGUUGUACAAUCCUAAUUUUUACAUACCCUAGUUUUUUGUUUUUCUACCCGUCUAAUUUGUAUAUUUUGUAUAUAAUUGAGAAUGAUUUUUAUCUAUGUUUUUAAGUAUCCAUGAAGGACAAUUUUUCCUGUUCAACAAAGCUUAAAUUGAUUUGUUUUACCAUGUAAAUUGUACAAAGAGUUCAUGUACCAUAUUGUAAUUUGACUCUUCUUGUAGGAUUUAAUUUGUGUAUAGAUUGAAUUUUGAUUUAAUGGAUGACUCUUCUGUUUACUAGAGCAUCAUUUAUCGUUUUCAAGCUUAACUGAAGCUUCUUUGACUGUCUCGUGAAACUUUGAUAGGUAUUUGUUUUCAAUGAAGUAGCUUUCUCGAAAAUGUAACAAAAUAUCACUACCAAUUGGAUAGAUUAAAGCAAGACAGCCAUAUUUGCACCGGCAAUGUUGAAGACAGACAUACCCACAUAACUUUGCUGCUUUGAAAAAAUUGCUAAUGAAACUUUAAUUUUGAGCUAAAACAUAUUUUAAUUGAAAAUUCUAUCACUGGAACCUACCCUUGUUGCAAUUUCAAAAUAUUCUGCUGUCUAAAAAUGAUUCAGAUGUUGUAAAAUGGAUUAAUGCCUCAUAAAUCAACUAUUCCCAAGCUCUAGGAGUUUGUGUUGACUCUAGAUGAGAGCAUUAAAUAAAAAAACUUCCAUGAAUCAUUAUUCUUACCUCUUUUUAUCAUCAUUUUCAGUUCGCAAUGUUUAGAUUCUUUGCAAAUCCUUUGAACCAAGAUUGAUAAUUGCAUGUAUGUAAUAGACUGAAUUCAGAUUUAAAAGAUUUCAUUUUUCUCACCGAUGUACUCACAGUAUUUUUAAAGGUUGUAAAAAAAGUUCAGAACUUCUGAGGAACUAGUGAAAAUUAAUAUUUACUCUGUGUGAUAUAGCACAACAAGCUGUCCUAUCUGGGUUCCUUUAAUAUUUAAGUAGACAAAUGUGUCUUACAAGUUUAAGAAGUGCCAUUCUUUGGUGAUGAUAAAAUUAUUCAAUACAUCUCUCAAGCUCAUUAACUCUACCUCUCAAGUUAAGUGAAAGCAGGUUAUAAUGGUAAUGAUGAGAUCAUUAAUAAAGAGGAAGUGAUAAACAAAUACAAUUAUUGAACUAUUGCAAUGAGAGAGACUUUGAAACCUCUAAUUUUUUUCUUCAUUGUUUAGAGGAUGCAUUAUUUUGAAGAAGUUGCUCGGUUUCAGAAAAAACUAAACAAACCAUACGGUUCUGCCACUCUCAAGCUUCUCAUGGUUUUUUCCAUCUUGAACAACGAUGCCAUCUGUCCUUUUCUCUACCUCUGUACAAGAUUAUAUAAAUAUCGACACUUUUAUUUUUCUACACUGCCCUGUUACACUGUUACAGACUGAAAUUGUUUUCAAGUUCAGUGCAUUCACUUACUAUGUAUAUUUUACAAGUUGAAAUCUCAAUAGAAAUAAUUUUAUUCCUCAGUCUCGGCUCCACUGCAUCUUGUUUUGUUUUGUCUUUUAGUAGAAUAUGUUUCGAUGAUGAAUUUUUGUAUCUUACAGCUUACCAAUAUCUGUCAUAUUUUAGGUACAGUCAUUAAAUUCAGAGGAAAGCUUUUUUCAACUUGAAAUGAUUAUUCAUCAGAAAAACAUGCCCAACUCUAUGCUGCCCUUAAUUGAUUUAAUGAACCUCUCAGCAUUUCAUUCUUGAUGAAAACAAACUGAAUUUAGUAUUUUCCAGAUUCAAGUGCAUAUUUUGUCCGCAUUAUCAUCUCUCAGAUUUUGAUCAGGAUCUGAGAAUACAUGAAAACACUGAAAGCUAUGAGCUAAGGCUUGGAAAGGAUUUUUCCUUUCAGAAAAAUAUAUCAAAUUGAUAACAUAUUUUGGCUUAUCUCGAUUCAUUUGAAGCUCCUUUUACCCCAGACACACUGCCAGUAAUUUUAUCUUUACGAACUUUUAGAAACUCUUUGAAGUGAUCAAUCUUUGCCUUAAGUAUUUGUUAACGAAUUAUAAAGGCGGGGAUUUGUUUCCGGAUUCCAAAGCUUCUAGUUUAUCACUCAUUAUUACAUUUGAAAAUGAAGGAAUACCUCUGCGUGAAACUUUUAAUAACUUCUUCAAACAAAUCUAAAUUACUCAAACUAAGCUAUUUAAAAAAAAAAAAAGAUGAUUAAUUUUCUCAAACCAAAAUGAAGCAGAAACCACAUGAUUUUGCGAAGUUAGGUAAAGAAAUGCUUUUGGUGCAAAGAAAUGUAUCAGCACUCUCUGCAGAGCCAUUUCCUUUUCCAAUGGUUUUGUGAUUUUUGCUUCCUAUUUUGUAACGAUAAAAUUUCAGGAUUCCUAGUGCAUCACUUAUUUUCCUUCAAUUCAGCUUGUGCCACUCUAAAAUAUUAGAGGCUCUUGAGCUUUGAGAGUAAAGAGCAGUCUUUCAGGGUUAAAUCUUUUGGAUUUAUAGCCUAAUAACCUUGAUACCAACCGUCCAUAGUGAUUCCAAAGAAAUUUUACCUUCCUUGUAAAACCCAGAGCAAAUAUUAGUGAUUUUCCGAAGUUUCCUUUUUUUAUGAUGCAUACUAUCAAGUAGUGUGUGAUACCUAUUCAAUAUUAUUGUCUAAUAAUUAUUUGUUCAAUGUGACGAGACUGACAUACCUGUAAAAAUUUAUGUGAGCUAUAAAUGUAAUUGUCAAUUUGAAUGUAUGAAAGAAGUUUGUAAAUCAAAAUAAUAAAUUUGAAUAAUUUUUA